Messenger RNA from Pollicipes pollicipes, 1924 nucleotides. Its product is annotated as myelin expression factor 2. The coding region runs from base 240 to 1898 and encodes 552 amino acids. The record is from RefSeq and is a predicted model, not a curated record. Gene Ontology annotation, cellular component: cytoplasm; nucleus. The transcript is spliced from 11 exons. Lineage: Eukaryota; Metazoa; Arthropoda; Thecostraca; Pollicipedomorpha; Pollicipedidae. Gene Ontology annotation, molecular function: mRNA binding.
GUGCUCGGUCGAUUUGCUUGGUGGUUGUGGCUCGCGCAAUUUCGGUUUUUAGAGACGAAUUCAGUGGCACCAAAGCAGCUGAAGCGCAUCCCACGUGAAAAAUAUAGCCACUACACUUCGAAAGAUUCACUCUACGGGUACCGGACACUUGUUUCGUCUUAUCUGCAUGUCACUGACAUCGGGACGCUGAUUACCCGCAUUUUUGGAAUCGUGUCACAACCGGCGUUUUUGAGGCAGCAAUGAUAUCAUACAACCAUCUCAACAUGAAUGGUCGAAGAGACAGGUCACCGAUGCGCGGUGACCGCAGCAUGGACCCGAGCCGGAUGCGCGGUGACCGGGAGCGGCCGCCGCGGCGCUUCCCGGACGAGCGGGACCGGGACCGGCCCGGGCCGCCCCGCGACCGGCCCGCCGCUGGCUCCGCCAGGCGUGGCCGACCUGAGCGUCGCGUCUAUGUCUCCAACAUUCCAUUUGACUACAAAUGGCAGGAACUCAAAGACCUUUUCCGUCACGAGGUCGGCGAGGUCUCCUUCGUGGAGGUGUUCGCCGACGACACGGGCAAGUCGCGCGGCUGCGGCAUCAUCGAGUUCGAGUCGGACGACUUAGUGGACUUGGCGCUGGAGAAGAUGCACCGCUACGACCUGCACGGCCGCAAGCUCGUCGUCAAGGAGGACUUCGGCGUGGAGCGGGACCGGUACGGCCGGAUCAUGCGCGACGGCGUGCCGCACGGCGAGAUCGGCGUGGGCGGCGGCGGCCACGGCGGCCCGCCGCGCGGCGACAUGGCGGGCCGCGAUGGCCGCCGCGGCGGCUACAUGGGCGACGGCGGCGGCCCCGGCCCCGGCCCAGCCGGGCCGCCCGGUCUGCCCGGACCGCCCGGACCACCCGGGCCGCCCGGGCCGCCCGGGCCGCCAGAGGCCAAGUACACCAACACGUACGGCCUCAACGUCAGCUUCCUGGAGAGCCUCGGCAUCGAGAGUCCACUGGUCAACCGCGUCUUUGUGGCCAACCUGAUCUACAAGGUGGACGAGAAGCAGCUGAAGGAGGUGUUCAGUCUGGCGGGCAAGGUCGUCUCGGUGUCGAUCAACAAGGACCGGGAGGGCAACAGCAAGGGCCACGGCGUGGUGGAGUUCGACCACCCGGUGGAGGCCGUGCAGGCCAUCUCCAUGCUGAACAACCAGAUGUACAUGGACAGGGUCAUCAGCGUGCGCAUGGACCGCGUGACGGACCGCAAGGAGCGUGACUCGGGCCCGGUGCUACCGCCCGGCCUGAAGGGCCUCGGCCUCGGGCUCGGCUCCAACGGCAAACCGUUGGCCGAUGUCGCCUCCAAGCUCGCGGAGUCUCCGCCGACGGCGGCCGCGGCACCGGCCGCCGGCGUGGCUGCUGCGCAGCUGGGCGGGCUGACGGCCAACCUGGCGGGAGCCAACGGUGCUGCCGCGCUCGGCCUGAUGGGCGCCGCGCCUGGCGCCGCCGCCGCAGGGUUCCCGGUGGGCGUCCCGGGCGUGGGCGUGUCGGCGGGCGGCGCCGGCGACGAGUCGCGCCUGGGCGGCCGCGGCGGCCUCGACCAAGGUCGGCCCGGCGUCGAGCCCGGGCGUGUUGGUCGCGGCUCGUACGGCGGCGGCGGAGGAGGCGGGUACGGCGCGUCUAUGAACUCCGGCGCGGACUACAACGGCUCCGCCAGAUCCUUCUCCGACUCCAUCAUCGUCAGCAACCUGGACCCGGGCUUCACGUGGCAGAUGCUGCGCGACCAGUUCCGCGACAUCGGCGAGGUGCGCUUCGCCGACAUGAAGGGUAAGGGCGUGGGCGUGGUGCGCUUCUCGAGCCCUCACGAGGCGCAGCGCGCCAUCAGCCUGAUGGACGGCGCCCGCUGCGACGGCCGCAUGCUGGACGUGCGCUCGUACUGAGCGGCGCCGGCGCCCGGCCGAGCGGA